Messenger RNA from Oreochromis aureus, 786 nucleotides. RefSeq names its product lymphocyte antigen 6G-like. Bases 88 to 399 code for a protein of 103 amino acids. The transcript has 3 exons. NCBI's taxonomy places the organism in Eukaryota, Metazoa, Chordata, Actinopteri, Cichliformes, Cichlidae. The record is from RefSeq and is a predicted model, not a curated record.
AGGCUCUCUGAAGAAAUACAAAAGCUCAGGUUCUGAAAUCAAACUAGAAAGUUGAGCUGAGAAAGUAAGGAUUAACAGGAGCUUUUCAUGAUGCAGCUUUAUGCAGCUCUGAUCCUGUGUGUGACUCUGUCUGCAGCAUGUGGAUUAAGAUGCUACACAUGCAGAGCAGCCGAUCCUAAAUCCUGCAUAGACACCACAUCUUGUCUUCCUGGCUUCGAGCGUUGUUACUCUCUCAAAGUAGUAGGUCUUAAUGCAGUUACAAAGGGCUGCCUGAACAGUGCAGCAUGUGUUUGGCCUAUGUCUUGCUGUGAAGGGAACCUGUGUAACAGCGCUAUUCCAACUGGUCCCAGUGCCAUCCUGCUGCUGGUAUCUUCAGCCAUCCUCAAAUUUCUUUUCUGAGGCUGAGGAAUGAUGUUGUUUCCCUGCUGCACUGUGUUCCAAUUCUAUUUUGUAUCAGUAGGGAAGAAAUAAACAACUUUGAAGUGCCUGAAAUAAAACUGUUAUUGCUAUUUUCAUCUGUCAUUCAGGAAAGUUCAGGGUUUGACCUAUCAAAAUACUGUAUUGCAUGAAUUUAAUGUUUUCCAAAGCAAAUAAAAAUGCAAACAGACAUUUGCAUAUUUUGAAUACUUUGAACUGUGUUUGGGAAUAUGCCAGAGUCUUUAUUUAAUUUUACUACAGCUAAUGAAGCUCAGAGCACAGGUAGGCUGCUGUGUGAUGUAUUUGUUUUUAACCAAAAUAAAAGGGAACCAACUUAAUGUCACUUAAAAGUCAAGUAGCCUAUUUCUU